AUUAAAGGGUUAAGAACAGAAACUUGAUUUUAAUCUUUUGAGGCGGCACGAGCUUCAUUCCACCACUGGGGGGCGAUAAAGAGAGAAAGUUGAUGGCCACCGGCCGGGUAUUGAAGAAAAUAAGAAAAGUGUAAAAGCAACAUGGCGGAGGAAGGGAAGGUGGGCGAGAGCGAUGCUGAUAGUCGGUUAAAGGAUGCCACAGAGUCAGAGGAUUCCGCUGAGGAUGACAGCUCCGAGGGUUCUGCAGCUCAGCGUCCGCAGGACCUCAGGAGCGUCCUGGUGACCAGCGUCUUAAACCUGGAGCAGCUGGACAUUGACCUCUACAGGGGAACGCACCACUGGGUGCCCCGCACUCAGCGCUUAUUUGGGGGUCAGAUCAUCGGUCAGGCUCUAGUGGCAGCAGCCAAGUCUGUGGGUGACAGCCUCUAUGCCCACUCCAUCCACUGCUACUUUGUACGAGCAGGGGACCCUAAGGUGCCGGUGCUAUACCAGGUGGACCGCACCAGAGACGGCCGCAGUUUCACAGUCCGCUCCGUCAAAGCCAUCCAGCACGGUCAGGCGAUUCUCAUCUGCCAGGCUUCCUUCCAGGUCCUGCAGCCGAGCCCCCUGCAGCACCAGCUCCCCAUGCCGGUGGUCCCGCCGCCCGAAGACCUGCUCACUGUGGAGGAGCUGAUCCACCGUUACCUCAGUAAACCGGACCUGACGGAAAGCGCCAAACAAGGCCUCAACAAACUUCUGGCGACCGAGGUGCCCGUUGAGAUGAAGCCCAUCAGCCCGGCACACUUCCACAGACACGCUCCAGGAGAAGCGAGGAGGCUGUUCUGGGCCAGAGCACGGGGACACAUCGGUGAAGGGGACAUGAAGCUGCACUGCUGCGUCGCCGCCUACGUGUCGGACUUCGCCCUCCUGGGCACGGUGCUGCUGCCGUACUCCAAAUACAAGGCCCGCUUCACCGCCUCCCUGGACCACGCCAUGUGGUUCCACAGCACCUUCCGCAGCGACGAGUGGAUGCUGUACGAGUGCGACAGCCCGUGGGCAGGUAGCAGCAGGGGCCUGGCUCAGGGCCGACUGUGGAGAAGAGACGGGGUUCUGGCUGCCUCCUGCUCUCAGGAAGGCGUCCUGAGAGUCAAAGCAGUCUCAGAGAACAGCAAACUGUAGCGUCGUUGCUGAUCAGCUGCAACGUUCCUGACCUCUGCUGUCUUGAUAACAUUGCACACAAAGCUUGUUGUGGUGAACCCUUUUUUUUCCGAUGACUACUGAAGAAACCAAUGCUGUCUUAAUUAUUGCACUAAUGUCAACAUUUGUUGCCUUUUAACUUGAAUAUGAAACGGAAAAAUGUGCUCUGUUUUAACUGAAAUAAAUGGGUUUAUGUUGAAAA
Fundulus heteroclitus (mummichog) is the source of this 1378-nucleotide messenger RNA. RefSeq names its product acyl-CoA thioesterase 8 (gene acot8). The transcript is spliced from 7 exons. NCBI's taxonomy places the organism in Eukaryota, Metazoa, Chordata, Actinopteri, Cyprinodontiformes, Fundulidae. The coding region runs from base 142 to 1158 and encodes 338 amino acids. Gene Ontology annotation, cellular component: peroxisomal matrix. Gene Ontology annotation, molecular function: fatty acyl-CoA hydrolase activity. The record is from RefSeq and is a predicted model, not a curated record. Gene Ontology annotation, biological process: acyl-CoA metabolic process; fatty acid catabolic process.